UGCAAAAAAUGGUAACAAUCAGUCACACAUACAACAUACACGAACCACAUAGGAAAUAUUCACUAAACACGCCAAAUUGGAUUGAACAAUGUUUGACCUGGAGCUCAGUGAGCGUGCAGAGAAUUCAAGUGCAAAUGAGACGCUGAACCGGGUGCGACGUACCAUAAACUUUGUGCACACUUGGAAUGACAGCCAUUGCUACCGCCACGAUGCAAUGWCSGCCAGCAGCCGCGAGAUGUGCGAGUUCGUCAGAGGAAAAGCGAGCUGCUCCUAUUACGUGGAGACUGUAAACCUACUGCAGCUCUACUUCUGCACCUUCCACUUGAGCUGGGACACUAGCGUUAUCUUCCUGUUGGGCAUUGUUUACCUGGCCCUUUUUUAUUCCGUGUACAUGAUAACAAAGUAUUUCUGCGUGCCCAACUAUGUGACCCUGCUGGAACUGCUGCCCGUAUCCGAGUACACAUAUGGCUAUGUGUUCAUCGGGCUCUAUCUAUUGCUGCCCGACUACAUAGACUUUGUGAUGAACUGCUCGUACCACAAAAAUGCAGAGGGCACAUUGACGUUUAGCAAAAUGAUGGGCGACAACCUUCGCUUCUUUGUCGCAGGGAUCAUGAUGCUGUGCAACCGCGGCUACCAAGUGAAUGGCAUGCUCUGGUGGACCAAUAUGAGCAUCAUCCUAAUUGGCUACAUCUACAUGACCUUUGUGGUGGACCUGAAGUACAGAGCGUUUGGCGCACCCAAUCUCCUCUAUAGCGACGCCGCUGCGCUGACCUUCAAUGCCAAUACGUUUCUGUCUCUGUUUCUGCUCAUUCUCAGCUUGGCCCUGCUCCUCUCGUACCACAACCAAAACCGGGCGAGUCUAUCAUCUACUGAGGCAGCGAGUGUGGAUGCAGAGGUAGCUCAGGUGUCCAGCGAUACGGACAUGGAGAAACAAACUCCCAUAUACGAGGAGCUCAGCGCAUUUCGGAUCUGGUGGAGCUCUGUGAACGGCUAUGCAAACAUGACGGAGCGGUAUAAAGCCUUGACUAUCCUAUUUGUUCCCGGCUACUUCCUGCUGGCCAACGUAAUACCCGUAAUGAGCAGGGAUCGCCCCAUGUUUGGCUGGUGCAAGAUUAUCAAUAUAUUUGGCUUUUUGGUCGCUCCUUUUUUGCUGAUCAAAAUGGGGACCGAUACCACGGCGUUCCUUGUGCUGUGGGGCAUCACCUGGUUCAUUGCGGUGGUCGUGCUGGUCGCAUUCCACCCGCGGCGACAACCGGGCCGUUUCCUGAUCUGCGUCUACUCCGCCCUUGGCGCGAUCAACAGCAACAACAUCUUGUUUCAGCUCUCAGACGAGAUCAACAACCUCACCUGGCAGUACAUGACCAUGCGCUUCGAGUUUUUGGGCGAGACGGUGUGCAUCCUGUUCUUCAGCACUGGCGAGGUUUUAUGGCUCAUCGUGCUGCUCCACAACCUGACCGARCGUAAUCUACAGGACGCAGCUUUCGGWGCAGUCUUGGGCGUGGUCACCCACAACAUAUACAUGACUCUACCCUUGCUCGUCCUUCACCACUGCUAUACGUCCGAUAGCUAUUUCGUGUUCACCGCCAAAUUGCAGAAUUGUUAUAUAUUCUUUCUGGUCCUCUUUUUUGGUGUCCUGUUUCACGUGUCGAUGAGCUCGCAUGAGCUCCGCCUGUCGCUCUUCUUCUAUAUAGUCGCCAUGACCACCACAUUCAUUUUGUUCGAGUUUGCAGCCUUUUACAAAUGGGUGCACCACUUUGGCUCACUCACUUUCAUCAAGCCACCCAGGGAUCAAAUUGACCGCUGGGCCUAAGGCCCCAUGCACUUAUAUUGGACAAUGGACGCAAGCCAACGGAAAGGAAAGAAAGUAAAACAUGGAUAGCUCUAUAUUUCUAUCACUUCGGUUAAGGACAAUCCGUUUCUUCUUGACGAAUGGGCUUCACAAAUAGUUUAGAACCAAAGUCCCAAAGCCAACCCAGAAAAUACUUGAACUGCAUUACUA
This is a messenger RNA of Drosophila arizonae, 1999 nucleotides long. RefSeq lists its product as uncharacterized. NCBI's taxonomy places the organism in Eukaryota, Metazoa, Arthropoda, Insecta, Diptera, Drosophilidae. The record is from RefSeq and is a predicted model, not a curated record.